Gymnodraco acuticeps is the source of this 4169-nucleotide messenger RNA. Its product is annotated as EMILIN-3-like. NCBI's taxonomy places the organism in Eukaryota, Metazoa, Chordata, Actinopteri, Perciformes, Bathydraconidae. The record is from RefSeq and is a predicted model, not a curated record. Gene Ontology annotation, molecular function: protein binding.
CUAGAGUCGGCAAAGCUCACAGUGGACUGUUGUCACUCUAACAGAGACCACCACACCCAGAGCCAGCGUCAACACUCAGGGUGGCUUUCUGCUCAGACACACACCUACUGCAGAGACUCUGCUCUUUUUAUUCAGGAGGCUCUGUGUUUCCAGAGGGCUGACAAUCCAUAAUAUCCAUUUGAAGUGAAUAGAGUGAAGUAUUUGUGGUAUUGCUUGACUUUCACUUGACAGAGGAGUACUUUUUUUUCAUCUUUACCUCAGUCUGAAGACUCCUUUUACAAAGCUUUUGACAUUGGAUUUCCAAGGAUGCAUUUUGUGAGUCCUCUUGUGUUGGUGACUUUAUUUUUGUUGCUGAUUGAAGCCAAGUUCUACAGACCGCUCCAGUUUAACCAGUACAAGGCUGGACCCACUCAAUACCAUGAGCAGGGGAAACCCACCAGCAGACACAAGAACCACUGUGCCUACGUUGUUGAAAAGACGGUGUCCUUCACCGUACAGGAUGGGGCAGCUCCAUAUGUGAAAGCUGAGUACAACAAGUGUUCCUGGGGUCAGAAAUGUCCAACUCUCCAGUAUCGUCUGAUGUACAAACCGUUGUUCAAGGUGGCACAUAAGACCGUCACAGAGCUGGAGUGGCGUUGUUGUCCCGGAUACUCCGGUUAUGGCUGCAUGGAGGGACAUCCGGUUUACCAACACCCCAUGAAAAUGAUGCCACCAUUUAAGGGCCCACCAAUGAAAGGCCCACAGUUCAAGGGCCCACCAAUGAAAGGCCCACAGUUUAAGGGCCCACAGUACAAAGGUCCCAUGUCUAAGGGCCCACAGUACAAAGGUCGCAUGUCUAAGGGCCCACAGUACAAAGGUCCCAUGUCUAAGGGCCCACAGUACAAAGGUCCCAUGUCUAAGGGUCCUAUGUUCAAGGGUCCCAUGUUCAAGGGCCCACCUAUUAACAUGAAGGCUAACCCAUGGAGUCAGAAAGGGCCUCCCACCGGCAGCUUUAACUAUCAAAUGCGGCAGUUUGGGCCUCCGAGGACCUACCCAGAAGAGUCGAUGCCAGAACACCAGGGGCCAAAUCAACCAGAACACCAGGAACUUCAUCACACAGAACACCAGGGGCCAAAUCAACCAGAACACCAGGAACUUCAUCACACAGAACACCAGGGGCCAAAUCAACCAGAACACCAGGAACCACAUCACACAGAACACGAGGAGCCACAUCACACAGGACACGAGGAGCCACAUCACACAGAACACGAGGAGCCACAUCACACAGAACACGAGGAGCCACAUCACACAGGACAUGAGGAGCCACAUCACACAGGACACGAGGAGCCACAUCACACAGAACACGAGGGACCACAUCACACAGAACACGAGGAGCCACAUCACACAGAACAUGAGGAGCCACAUCACUCAGGACACGAGGAACCACAUCACUCAGGACACGAGGAGCCACAUCACACAGGACACGAGGAACCACAUCACUCAGGACACGAGGAGCCACAUCACACAGGACAUGAGGAGCCACAUCACACAGAACACGAGGAGCCACAUCACACAGGACACGAGGAACCACAUCACACAGGACACGAGGAACCACAUCACACAGGACAUGAGGAGCCACAUCACACAGUACAUGAGGAGCCACAUCACACAGUACAUGAGGAACCACAUCACACAGAACACGAGGGCCCUCAUCACACAGAACACAACCAAGAACAUGAUCAGGGACAUGGGCUCGGCGGACAACCUGAGGAUCACAUCCCAGAAGAAAUCCCUGCUCGUCCCUCUGGGGGUGAACAGCCUGAAGGCCAGGCUGUAGACAGUGAGACAGAGGAUCGAAUAUAUCGAAUGGAGGAGGAUGUGCAGCGUCUGAACCGAGGCCUGGAGACCCUGAGAGGAACUGUGAACGGUCUGGAAGAAAGUCUCCGAGCCUCGCUGAGAGAGGACGCCAACAGGAUGCUGUCGGCGCUGCUCUCCGCUUCCCCCGGUGCUGUUCCCGCUCCAGCUGCUUCCUCCGGUCAGUCCACUGUCGGGUUCGUAGAGAUUUCUUUGGGAGGCCCUGAGGCAGAGGGUCUGGAUGGCAGAACAGUGUUUCCAGGGCUUACAGAGCUGAACGGGAGGGUGGAGGAGCUCAGGACUGUGCUGCAGGCCAAGACAUUAGAGCUGCAGGAACUCAAAGCAACAGUGACAGGACAUGAUGGAGCCCUGAAGAAGAUGUCAGCAGGAAUUAUAUCGGACUCCACGGUCAGUCUCGAAGGAGCUCCGCAGAUAGCUAUAGAGAACUUGAUGGAUGGCAAGCUGAGUGAAGCCAGGUCGGAAAUCCUUGGUGGGUUUGAGGUACGAGUGAAGAGCGCAGAGGGCAAAUGUGAGGAGAAAGCUGGGGAUCUGCGUCGUCAGUGCCAGAGGGAGCAGAGCGAGAGGCAGGAGCAGAUGGAGGACGCUCUGGAGGGAAGCAACACAGACCUGAGAUCAGAGCUGAGAAACCUCCAGGCGCAGAUCCAAGGUUUGACGGCUUCAGGGAACUGCUCCAGUAGAGUGGGUGGGCUGGUUGAACGGGUGCACAGGCUGGAAACAUCAGUGGCAGGCCUCAACCAGUCCCAGGGGCACCUGAGGGUGGAGCUGGGCGGACACAAAGACCACAUAGAGGGGAUGCUGGAGGGGCGUCUGGGGUAUGUAGAGGCCAAGCUCAAUGUGACCGGGGAGUUAAAACACAACAGUUCUGAAAGAGGGAAUGUAUUCCCUGAGGCAGGACAGGGUGUGGAGGAGGCCAGGAUGGAGGGUAGGCUGCUGGCUCUGGAGGACCGUUUACUGAUGGCGUUAGAGGAGCCGGUUAACUCCACGUCCCCCGCACUGCAGGAGGGUCAUGCUGUUCCCGCUCUGGAGACGGAGAUGGAUUCCAUCAGAGAGAGACUGGAGGUGGAUGUGGAUAGACUGCAGAGGCAACUGAGCAGCCUUGAGACCCGCUGCACCUCUUCCUCUACUAAAACACCAUCUGCCAUCCAAGGAGACUCUGCCGCCAAUCCAUCAGAGGAGCAGAACGUGAAGGACGCACUGGACAUGCAAGGGGAUCGCUUAAAAGGGCUUAACGUCACCCUGCAGAACGUCCUGAAGCGUCUGCACCAGCAGGAACAAGCGGAGGGAGUUAAUCCCGUCCAGGGGGAGCUCACAAUCCUCAAGUUCAAUGUGCGCUCGGUCAACCACACCCUCAAAGUCCUCCAGGAAACUCUGGGGACAGUCGUCCAUCAGGUGGGACAGGCCAACAGCUCCUGGCAGAUGAGCGAGGCGAGUCUGGCCAAGCAGAUAAAGGGUGUGGUGCAGCUGGUCGGACAUCAGGCCGCCAUGCUCGGGGCAGGCGACAGACUGACCCGGGUUAAAGUGGAGCUGCAGGGCAUGAGGAGGCGUCUGGCUGAGGAGGUGCGGGGCUGCCGGAGCACAGCCAUGGGCGUCAGGAAAGAGGUGACUGAGGUCGGAGGGCGCAUUACUAGUGUAGAGGACCAGUGUAAGGGCCUGAGUUACCUGGCGGAGGACCUGGAGAGGAUCAGGGAGGAGCUGGAGAAACAGUCGAGCGGUCUUCUGGUGCAAGUCAACGGGACGCUGUCCAGCCACGCGCAGCAGCUGUCGGAGCUCAGAGGAGAAGUGAGAAACUGCACGGCCCAGCUGGAUCCAACACAACACAGUUCAGAGCCGGAGCGAGGCGAGGAGACACCUUCGCUUUGAAUUAGCUCAGUUCACACGGACAAUACAUUUUUUAACUGAAUGAAAAAGGGGAAAAUACUCUGCAGGUGUAGUGGGGGUCCACUAAAACUCCAUCUUAUCAUUUGAAUUGUAAAAUACAAAGGUUUUGAACCUGCACUGAAAUGAGGAUGGUUUUACUCGGCUUACAGUAUAAAAUAAAGAAUGGCAGCUGCACCAAUAACACAACAUCUUCAAAUUGGUGCUAGAAUGAACUUUAAAUGUUACUGUACUGUUUCUGUAAAGCUUUCCAAAACAUUUUGUAUGAACGGUUGUUUACAUGUUUAGGUUUUUGUAUUGAUUUUUCUUAUGUGUAGACGAGUUGUGUAUUAUGUUUUUAUAUUGUUUAAGUUCUUGAGUAUACUUUUCUAUUCUGAUUGUAAUACUGCAUAAAAUGUUGGCGUUUCAAUACUGACAAUCAAAUAAACAAGUUUCUUUAA